AUGGCAACAUCAAAUGCAUUUAUAUGCGGCGUGUGCGAUUCCCAGCAUAUCACCAAGGAUGCAAAACACUGGUGUCCGGAAUGUGAAGAAGGAUUAUGUCCGAACUGUCUUUUAUUUCACAGCUCGUCUAAGCUUUUACGAGUGCAUGGUAUUAUCUCAAUAGAAAAUUAUAAAGAGUUACCACAAUACAUUAGAAGUAUACGUCAGAUCUGUCCAGACCAUGACAGAAAGUACCAGCACUAUUGUCCUAACCAUGAAGUUCCAUGUUGUCCAUUCUGUAUUACAACACGCCAUUGUGAAUGUAAAGGAUUGCAAGUGUUAGAAGAGGUUGUAAAGACAUCGGAAUUAUCCAGUCUGUUCGACGACAUGAAACAAAGUUUAAAGGAUGUACAUAACAACAUUGAAAGAAUAAAGAUAGAUCGUGAAGCAAAUAUUACGAGUAUUCAGGAACAAAGAAACAAGUUCCAGUGUGAAAUCAGACAGGUCCGCCAACAAAUAAAUUCACAUCUUGAUAAACUUGAGAAGCAAGCUAUGGAAAAUUUGAAAACAACUGAAGAUAAAGUCAAAUGUCAGAUUGAAACUUUAUUAAGCAAACUUUCUACCAGCAGUAAAGAAGCACAAGAGUUAGGGAACAUUAUUUCAGCAAUGACGAGUUUUGCCUCAGAUUUACAAAGAUUUCUAGAAAGGAAAGAAAUUGAAUCAAAAGUAGCAAAAUCAGAGGGGUAUGUAAGUUCCUUGGUAGAAGAUGGAAGUCUCCAACAAGUCACUUUGAACUGUAGUAUAGACAGUAAGAUGUCUGGGAUUUUAUCUUCCAUUGCAUCGUUUUGUACAGUAUCAAUUGAAAAAAGUAAGCCAAAUAUUCUACUGAAGACAGAAAAGGAAAAGCAAGCUCAGAUCAUGACUGUUCCACCUACAGUUCAUAAAUCUAUACAUGAUAUCAAAGUACAGCUGGCAAAAACUUUCAAAUUAUCGGCAGGAAGGCACGAUACUUGUAUAACAGGAUGUACAAUCAACCCGUCAGGAAAAUUGAUUUUCGCAGAUUUCACUAAUAAUAAGAGACUUGUUAUUCUAAACGCAGACGGGGUUGUAAACGGCGAAAUACAUUUAGCGGCACCGUAUGAUGUAACAUCUAUUGACGACAGAAGAGUUGCUGUCAUUCAAAGUAAACAAAUUCAAAUCAUAGAUUUGGUAUCUAAAAAGGUAGAAAAGACGCUUUAUGUAAAAAAUAGUUCAUCUUCAGGAAUUUCUUAUGGAAAUGAUAUGUUAUGGUUCUAUGAAUCCGGAAAAGGCAUACUCAUGUUGAAGCUGACAGAAACCAAUGAUCCAAUCACUGUAGUUAAUGAUAGUGAUACAGGAAAUUGGAACUUUAUAGCAUCUUUCCAAAAUAACAUAUAUCAGACGAAUAGGAACAAUAAUACGGUCACAUGCUACAACGUUUCAGGUGAGAAAGUCUGGGAAUUCAAAGAUGAAACAGUUAUCAAUUCACCACGAAGUGUGGCAGUUGAUCAAUACUCAAACGUUUACGUAACAUCAAUUGGCAAUAGUCGCAUUGUGGUUAUUUCACCUGAUGGAUCACAAAGUAGGACCUUAAUAAGUGGAGUAAAUUCCUGGGGAAUUGACAUCGAUAAAGAAAGACGUAUGUUGAUGGUAACUGAAUUACCAAGUGAUGUCGUUCGAGUUUACAAAAUAUCAUAA
This is a messenger RNA of Mytilus trossulus (common blue mussel), 1695 nucleotides long. RefSeq lists its product as uncharacterized. The coding region runs from base 1 to 1695 and encodes 564 amino acids. Gene Ontology annotation, biological process: protein monoubiquitination. The record is from RefSeq and is a predicted model, not a curated record. NCBI's taxonomy places the organism in Eukaryota, Metazoa, Mollusca, Bivalvia, Mytilida, Mytilidae. The transcript has a single exon. Gene Ontology annotation, molecular function: zinc ion binding; ubiquitin protein ligase activity.